GUCUGAACCUGAACCAGUAGGUUUGUAUGUGAACGGCGAGAGUAAGUAAUCAUCUCGCGGGUGCCUGAAACCCCGGGCAUCCAUGGCGUCAGGCCAACUGGCACCUCCUCAUCUCCGCCUCCACUUCUCUCCUCCCCAAACCACUUCUCUCCAAACACAUCACCACCACAACCCGCCAACACAACCCCCAAACCAAACCAAAACCACCGAGAGAAGAGAAGAGAAGAGAAAAGAAAAGAAAAGAAAAGAAAAGAACAGAAAAGAAAAAGAAAAUGUCCCCCUCCACGCGCCGCCUCCUCAAAGAAGCCGCCGAACUCAACACGCACCCAUCCCCGCACUUCCACGCGGCGCCGAUCUCCGACGACAACCUGUACGACUGGCACUUCACGCUACAAGGCCCGCCGGCGCCGUCGCCGUACGCGCGCGGCAUCUACCACGGCCGCAUCGUCCUGCCCUCGACGUACCCGCUGCGUCCGCCCAGCUUCCGCUUCCUGACCCCGUCCGGCCGCUUCGAGGUCAACCGCGAGAUCUGUCUGAGUAUUUCGGGCCAUCAUGAGGAGACGUGGCAGCCGGCGUGGGGGAUCCGGACGGCCUUGAUUGCCCUGAGGAGUUUUAUGGAUGGCGACGCGAAGGGCCAGGUUGGUGGGUUGGAUGUUGGCGAGGGCGUGAGGAGGAGGUAUGCUGAGGAGAGUAGGGGGUGGAGGUGUGAGCUGCCGCGCCUGCAGCGCCAGCAUCAUCCACACCGACUCCCACCCCAACGACACGCCCACACCCCUAUCCCCAAGCUCAAUCCCAUCCUCAACCCCAAUCUCAGCCUCAAUCACAACAACCACAACCACAACCACAACCCCAAGUUCAGCUUCAACAACCACAACUCCACCCCCAACCCACCGCCCCCGCAGCAGCAGCAGCAGCAGCAGUCUCCCACGACGGCCCCUGGCUGGACCGAGCCAUCAUCGGCGUGUUGAUCGCGCUGGCGGUGAUGAUCCUGCGCCGGCUCGCCCGGGACGAGACCGAGUAACCGAGUCGAGUCGAGUCGAGUCGAGUGAUUAAAAGCAUUGCAAAUGCGAAUAUACAUGCGAAUGGAGUUUGGCGUUGGAUUACCACUAUCGUAUAUCACUUAUUAUUAUUUACCUUUUACCUACUACCUUUUACCUACUACCUACUACAUGUCACCAUAGUAGUGCUCGUUCUAGUUCUAGUUCUAGUUCUAGUUCUGCUGUAUGGGUUUGGGCUGAGGUUGGGGUUAUGGACUGCAGUGACUGAUUUGACUGAUCGAAUUG
Molecule: messenger RNA, 1283 nt
Organism: Aspergillus heteromorphus CBS 117.55
Lineage: Eukaryota; Fungi; Ascomycota; Eurotiomycetes; Eurotiales; Aspergillaceae
Product: ubiquitin-conjugating enzyme E2
Exons: 2
Coding region: 273-968 (231 amino acids)
Source: RefSeq, a predicted model, not a curated record